AUGCUCUUCUGGCGUAAUGGCCUGUUUGCAGUCGGCCCCGAAUCAGCCGGUGCUCAUCCAGGACCAGCUUGUUAUCGAAAGGGUGGUCCUUUGACUAUCACAGACGCAAAUCUGUUCCUCGGAAGAAUCGUGCCAGAGUAUUUCCCCAAGAUCUUCGGACCCAAUGAGGAUCAACCACUAGGAACAGAGAUUGUUAUGAAAUUGUUCAAUGAGCUGACCGAGGAAAUCAACAAUGACAACCGCGCAGCAGGGCGAGCCGAGUUUUCACCUGAAGAGGUUGCACUAGGGUUCCUGCGUGUUGCGUCAGAAGUUAUGGCACGCCCAAUACGUGCUUUGACUGAGGCCCGUGGCCAUGAUACUUCAGACCAUAUACUAUCUUGUUUCGGGGGUGCUGGAGGUCAGCAUGCUUGUGAUGUUGCUGCCGCCUUGUCUAUCUCUCAAGUCGUCAUCCACAAGUACUCAUCAAUUCUCAGUGCCUAUGGCCUCUCCUUGGCGGAUGUUGUGCAUGAAUUGCAGAGACCAGCUGCAAUGGCCUUUGCACCAUCAAAAUUUACAGAGAUUGCAGCAACACUCAACGAGUUAUCUGAGACGGCCACAGAACAUCUGAGAAACCAGAAGCUCGGUGACGAUUUCAUUCGCCUCGAACUAUACCUCAAUAUGCGAUACGAAGGUUCCAACUCUUCUUUCAUGAUCAUGCAGGAGCCACACCAGAAGAUCCAGAACUUCCAAAAGACAUUUGAAGAGAGGCAUUCCCGGGAAUUUGGGUUCGUAUUUCCCGAGAAGAAAAUCCUUAUCGACGAUUUCCGUGUCCGUGCAAUCGGAUCAUCAGCUAAGAUUGCUGGGGAGAGCCCAUACCAACAGCUGAAGAGAGUUUCAGAAAAGGUUUUAGCUGUUCCAGAGCCAGAGACGCAGACGCUCAUAUGUUUUGACGCCAAGUCGGGACAUAUCAGCACUGGUGUCCAUCUACUUGGACAUCUAGAGCCAGGGACAAGACUUUCAGGUCCUGCGUUAAUUCUUGACAAGACUCAGACGAUAUUGGUAUCUCCCGGAUGUCUUGCAACAGUACUGGAUAGCACGGUCAUGAUCGAUCUUGCUGAGCCAGAAAGGAAAGCCACCGAUGCAGUCGCUACUGCUGAUAAUGUCAACCCCAUCAAAUUAUCCAUCUUUGGCCACAGAUUCAUGUCCAUUGCCGAACAGAUGGGGCGAACUCUCCAGAAGACUUCUGUAUCGACCAAUAUCAAAGAAAGGCUGGACUUCUCGUGUGCCCUGUUCUCGCCUGAUGGUGGUCUUGUGGCUAACGCUCCUCAUGUCCCGGUCCAUCUGGGUAGCAUGCAGUUUUGUGUCAGGCAUCUCCACCAUAUGUGGAUGGGCAAGCUUGAAGAGGGGGACGUGUUACUCUCAAACCACCCAGCAAGUGGUGGUACCCAUUUACCGGAUCUUACUGUUGUGACGCCGAUAUUCGACAAUGGCGAAAUCGUUUUCUACGUUGCGUCCCGGGGCCAUCAUGCCGAUAUUGGGGGAAGUAGACCAGGAUCAAUGCCACCGGACUCUAAAUGGCUGUAUGAGGAAGGCGCUGCUAUCUUUGGCGACAAGAUUGUAAGCCAUGGACGUUUCAAUGAAGAGAGAGUUGUUGAGAUGCUGCUGCACGAGCCUGCGAAGUACUCAGGGAUUUCUGGAACACGAGCACUGAGUGACAACCUGUCAGAUCUCAAAGCCCAAAUAGCGGCAAACAAACAGGGCAUCAAUCUUAUUCAAGCCUUGAUCGAGGAACACACUUUGAAACAGGUCCACAAAUACAUGUUCGCUAUCCAAGAUAACGCCGAGGAGGCAGUUCGAAAUCUUCUCAAGAAAAUGAACACGUCCGGAGCGGCACUGCAGGCGGUGGAUUUUAUGGAUGACGGGACCCCAAUCGCUCUCAAGAUAACCAUAGAUGAGAAUACCGGCUCGGCAACUUUCGAUUUCAGCGGCACUGGUUCACAAGUCUAUGGAAACACGAAUGCCCCGAUUGCCAUAACCCACUCCGCAAUCAUAUACUGCCUGCGGGCACUUAUCGCUUCCGACAUCCCUCUCAAUCAAGGUUGUCUCAAGCCAAUCGACAUUCGGAUCCCCGAGCAAUCGAUCCUGACGCCCGCAGCGGGUGCUUCAGUAGUCGGUGGAAACGUUCUCACAUCCCAACGCAUCACAGACGUAAUUUUAACGGCCUUCAGCGCAUGUGCUGAUAGCCAGGGCUGUAUGAACAAUUUGACCUUCGGAAUUGGAGGCAAAGCCACCAACGCCGAUGGCGAGGAGAUAGUAGAAAAGGGAUUCGGAUACUACGAGACCAUCGGUGGUGGAGCUGGUGCUGGCCCAACAUGGGACGGAACCAGUGGUGUCCACACCCACAUGACCAACACACGCAUUACUGACCCUGAGGUGUUCGAGAAGCGAUAUCCAGUUCUCCUGAGGGAAUUCAGCAUACGUGAGGGUUCCGGUGGUGAGGGACUUCAUCCUGGUGGAGAUGGUAUCGUGAGAGAUAUCGAGUUCCUGGUGCCCAAGGUUCAGGUAUCGAUUCUCUCGGAGAGGAGGUCGAGAGCGCCAAAAGGAAGUCAUGGUGGAGGUGAUGGCUCCAUGGGAAGGAAUCUAUGGGUCAGGAAGGAGGAUGGUAUGGUGAUUAAUCUUGGAGGUAAGGCCACGGCGAGCUUUGACAAGGGAGACAGGAUCAUUAUCAACACUCCUGGUGGAGGUGGCUGGGGACGAAAAGAAGCUGUGUAA
Molecule: messenger RNA, 2751 nt
Organism: Cadophora gregata
Lineage: Eukaryota; Fungi; Ascomycota; Leotiomycetes; Helotiales; Ploettnerulaceae
Exons: 2
Coding region: 1-2751 (916 amino acids)
Biological process (GO): glutathione metabolic process
Cellular component (GO): cytosol
Molecular function (GO): 5-oxoprolinase (ATP-hydrolyzing) activity
Source: RefSeq, a predicted model, not a curated record